CUUUCCCCACCGUCUUUGUCUGCUAAUGCCGCGCGCGUCCAAGAGUCCCGCACGCUCGCGCUCGCCCGCGUCCGACAAGCCGCUCGCGAUGCGGCGAACCCCGCGCAAGGCGGCGCCGCCGGCUCGCCUCGGCGACGGCGACAACUGGGGAUCGAGCCCGGCAUCGAAGUGGGCGCCGCCUCCGGAGCCGACGCCAACCAAGCCGGCCGAGCGCGGCAAGGCGCUCUUCGACGCCGAGGACAGCACGGCCAAGAACAAGAAGAAGGCCAAGGCGGGCGGCGUGCUGCAGUGGUAUCGCUCGCGGCGCGAGGCGAAGCCGUGGGUGUACGGCUUGCUCGAGGGCGCAGCCUUCGCCGCUGCCGGUGAGCUGGUGGCCACUUGCAUCAUCAAGCAACAGUCGGCCGACCCGAUGAGGCUCCUCUUCUUCGCCGGCUGGGGCGCGGUGGUCGCGUUCUGCGUCGCGCCUUGGCUCAAGCUCCUCUCCUCCCUCACCCUGUCGCGCCCGUACCGGCUACUCGACUCCAUGGGCAAGGCGGUGCUCAACCAGCUCACGAUGACGCCGCUCCUCACCCUGGUCUUCGUCGCUGCGUGGGAAGUCAUGCUCAAGAAGACGCCGGUGCCGGAGCUGGCCACGCGCGGCGUCGGCCCGAUCUCCGAGCCGUUUACCGACCGCUACAAGCGCACGGCGGUCUUUUGGCUGACGGCGGACUUUGUCAACCUGCUCCUUGUGCCAAAGAACUACCACUUCCUCGUCGCCCUUGCGAUGGGCGCCAUCUGGGCCGUCCUCUCCUCCCACAUGAUGACCUGAGACCUGGCGCGCCGCGGCCACAACCUCAUUCGUUUCUCGUCGAUUGCUAGCCUCGGCGUUGGGAGGGGUGAGCUCGCGCGCCCUUGCAAACUAGUCGAGGAGGGGUUGGGGGCCCCUUCCUCCGUGCGUCUCGGGACGCACGGCAUGCGGCAGCCAGCAGCCAGCGGCGCGGCCCACGCACUAAGUGGCCCAGUACAGUCAAGAGAAACGUGUAGACAAAAUUAAGAAUGAGACUUUGAGAGUUCACAUUGUCAUUGAGAUUUGAGUAUUGAGACG
Emiliania huxleyi CCMP1516 is the source of this 1084-nucleotide messenger RNA. RefSeq lists its product as hypothetical. The record is from RefSeq and is a predicted model, not a curated record. The coding region runs from base 26 to 808 and encodes 260 amino acids. Lineage: Eukaryota; Haptophyta; Isochrysidales; Noelaerhabdaceae. The transcript is spliced from 6 exons.